GCACUUCUGACGUGCUUACCUGCAUUGCCCAUACAACACCAGUUCAUUCCUCACUGAAGUCCUGUAACUCUCUGAUUGUUUGCUCAAACCUUGUCAACUUCGUUCAAAAAUAAUAAGUUGUUGGGUUGUUUUAUCACAAUCGUAGCCAUGGCAUCCCCCGCAGCCUUUGAAUUCCUAGCCCUCGGGGCAAUUAUUCAGACAUUCCACGUCGGAAAGACCAACAUUGUCCAGGGCUUCCCAACCGCCGAGCUUUACCAAAAGCACAAUGGCCCAUUCUUUGGCGAAACCAUUGGCCGCGUUGCCAACAGGAUCAAGGGCGCGAAACUUGACUCUCUGAACGGGAAAUCAUACGCCUUGGCCGCGAACAACGGACCAAACAGCCUUCAUGGUGGCGAUAUCGGAUGGGGAAAGCGUGAGUGGGCAGGACCUACUCCCGUUGGACAAAGGGAGAUUCCAGAACUGGAAGGCGGAAAGCUCACAGGAGGAGAGAGUGUCAAGUUUACACUUGAGAGCCACGACGGCGAGGAGGGCUUCCCAGGUGACUUGGAGGUUUCGGUAAUCUACACAGCAGGCACGCAACUUACUCCUGAUGGAAAGGAAGUCAAUGUCCUGGCUAUGGAGUACCAGGCUGAGCUUGUUGGUGGCGCCGAUGAGACUGUCAUUAACAUGACAAACCACUCAUACUUUAACCUCUCCGGAGAGCCAACCAUCGCAGGCACCGACGUCGAGCUUAGCACCAAGCUAUACUUGCCGGUUGAUGAGCACGGAAUCCCAACUGGCGGCCCACAAGUGUACGAUGCGGCCGAUCUCAGCAAGGCUACCCUGGGGGUUAUCGAGCCUGAUGUCGACGAUUGCUUUGUCUUCGACAUACCACCGAACUCAAUCCCGAUAGAUACAAGGGAGCAAGCCCUGAGGAAACUGGUCACAGCAUACCACCCAAGGACUAAGAUCCAUCUGGAGGUGCUCUCGACUGAACCUGCCUUCCAGUUUUACACUGGAAAAUACAUCGAUGUCCCUUCGGUUGAAGGGCUUCCCGCUAGAGGCGCGAGAAGCGGUUUCUGCGUCGAGCCCAGCCGGUUCGUUAACGCUAUCAAUGUUGAUGAGUGGAAGGGACAGGUCCUGUUGAAGAAGGGAGAAGUGUACGGAAGCCGGACGGUGUACCGCGGAUGGAGCGAUGAGUAGAUUAGUAACCGGCGGUCUAACAAGACUUCGCCGUUUCGUGUCAUACAAUGCCAGAGCUGGAA
Molecule: messenger RNA, 1244 nt
Organism: Pseudogymnoascus destructans
Lineage: Eukaryota; Fungi; Ascomycota; Leotiomycetes; Thelebolales; Thelebolaceae
Exons: 2
Coding region: 148-1182 (344 amino acids)
Biological process (GO): beta-D-galactose catabolic process via UDP-galactose, Leloir pathway; glucose metabolic process
Molecular function (GO): aldose 1-epimerase activity; carbohydrate binding
Source: RefSeq, a predicted model, not a curated record